This is a messenger RNA of Durio zibethinus, 1312 nucleotides long. Its product is annotated as putative UDP-arabinopyranose mutase 2. Gene Ontology annotation, molecular function: UDP-arabinopyranose mutase activity. NCBI's taxonomy places the organism in Eukaryota, Viridiplantae, Streptophyta, Magnoliopsida, Malvales, Malvaceae. Gene Ontology annotation, biological process: plant-type cell wall organization or biogenesis; UDP-L-arabinose metabolic process. The record is from RefSeq and is a predicted model, not a curated record. Gene Ontology annotation, cellular component: Golgi apparatus; plant-type cell wall; cytosol.
CACUCCUUUUCUAAAUUUUUUUUAACUCUGUUUCCUUCUGUAUCAUUGUCUCUGGCUCUGGCUCUGGCUCUGGCUCUGGCUCUCUUCAAUGGCAACUUCUUCAGCCAAACCCACACCACUCUUGAAAGAUGAGUUGGAUAUUGUAAUCCCCACCAUUCGAAACCUUGACUUCUUGGAGAUGUGGAGACCCUUUUUCGAGCAAUACCAUUUGAUCAUCGUCCAAGAUGGUGACCCUUCAAGGACCAUCAGGGUUCCUGAUGGCUUUGAUUAUGAGCUGUUUAACAGGAACGACAUUAAUAAGAUUUUGGGUCCAAAGGCUUCUUGCAUUUCCUUCAAGGACUCUGCUUGUAGAUGCUUUGGCUACCUUGUUUCCAAGAAAAAAUACAUCUUUACCAUUGAUGAUGAUUGCUUUGUUGCCAAAGACCCAUCUGGGAAAGAUAUCAAUGCGCUUGAGCAGCACAUUAAGAACCUCUUAACACCAUCCACUCCACACUUCUUUAACACACUCUAUGAUCCAUACAGAGAAGGUGCAGACUUUGUCCGUGGUUACCCUUUUAGUCUCCGAGAGGGUGUCCCUACUGCUGUUUCCCAUGGGUUGUGGCUCAACAUCCCUGAUUACGAUGCGCCAACUCAGCUUGUCAAGCCUCGUGAGAGAAAUACUAGGUAUGUUGACGCAGUCAUGACAGUUCCUAAGGGAACUCUUUUCCCAAUGUGUGGUAUGAAUCUGGCAUUCGACCGGGAACUCAUCGGACCUGCAAUGUACUUUGGACUGAUGGGUGAUGGACAGCCAAUUGGAAGAUAUGAUGAUAUGUGGGCUGGUUGGUGCGUGAAGGUUAUAUGUGACCACUUAGGAUUGGGAGUCAAGACUGGUCUACCCUACAUUUGGCACAGCAAAGCCAGCAACCCAUUUGUUAACCUCAAAAAGGAGUACAAUGGCAUCUUUUGGCAAGAAAGAGCAAUCCCAUUCUUCCAAUCUCUAGCCAUUCCAAAGGAUUGUACUACUGUUCAAAAAUGUUAUCGUGCACUUGCAGAUCAGGUCAAGACCAAGCUUGGCGAAGUGGAUCCCUACUUCAUUAAGCUAGCUGAUGCCAUGGUUACAUGGAUUGAAGCCUGGGAUGAGGUCAAUUACCCUGGAGGAAAACCUGCAAAGCAAUCCAAUGGCACCUCUAAGUCUAAGUAGAAGUUUGAUUUGUGUCCUUUUGUCUUAGAUAUGGUGACAACUUUGGUUAUUAUCAUUACUAUCAUACGGUAUUGCUUUACAUCAGUUCUCUCUUGAUGAAAUGUAUCUCUCUUUAAAGUUUAAUACAAUAAG